Molecule: messenger RNA, 411 nt
Organism: Rotaria socialis
Lineage: Eukaryota; Metazoa; Rotifera; Eurotatoria; Philodinida; Philodinidae
Source: the annotation of a GenBank genome assembly
AUGUUUAAAUAUUAUAAAAAUGAAUUUUACGUUUUCUCAUUUAAGAAUUCAUUUGGUCCACAACGAACAUCACCAUCACUAUCCAGUACAUAUUUAAGAUUUAUGGAUGAUCUUCGGGACACAAAUAGCCGUUUACGUCAUGAAAUAAAUUUACUCGGAAGGACUAUAGAUCGACUCACUGACCAAGAACAAAAUUUACGAGUAGAAACUAUUCAAGAACAAACUGAGAAUCUUCGAUUGGCAGUAAAUAAUUUAAAUUUACAAAAGGCAGUCGAUGACUUGAAAUCAAGCAAUUUUACGGUUCAGAAAAUGUAUGAAGAUAUGAAAGGAAAAUACGAAGAUAUGAAAGGAAAAUAUGAAGAUAUGAAUGAAAAAUAUGAGAAAUUAGAAAAAAAAACUUGCAAGUUUUGA